This is a messenger RNA of Funneliformis mosseae, 1593 nucleotides long. NCBI's taxonomy places the organism in Eukaryota, Fungi, Glomeromycota, Glomeromycetes, Glomerales, Glomeraceae. The record is from the annotation of a GenBank genome assembly.
AUGGAUAAUCGUUGUCAGACCAAAGUGGUGGAAAAUUUACCCGUGGAGUUGCUUAUAGAGAUUUUUAGUCUCAUCGUACCGGUUGAUUAUUUGAAGGUUUGGAGGGAUAACUUUCAUCAUAACUAUUGGUUAGACGACGACUCGAACUUCUCACGUGAUCUGUUGAUUGCGGCCGAGGUUCAAAAGGAAAUCUUACGUUUGACUUGUAAAAAAUGGAACGCUAUUUUAAUUGAAUUACUAUGCGAGAUGAAUCUCGAUCUUCGCAAGACAAACACUCAGGGGUUGGAAGAUCGUUACAUUCGCCCUCAUAACUUGCAAAAGCUCAGCGUGAUUUAUAGCCGCUCCUUGUAUAAAGGAUGGCAGGAUACAGGGAUCGAUCAAUGGUUAAAUAAUAGUGAUUUGUCGUGCUUACAAUCAUUGACCUUACAAGAUUGCUCGGAUCUUACGAUUGAAGGGUUAUUGAACAUUAACGAACAACUUACUGAACUAAAGAUCGUAAAAUGUUCCAAGAUUGAUGAUUCAUUCCUUACCCUGACUUUGGGAAAGUUUAGGAAUUUGUCAACUUUAAUGAUUCAUAUCGAUCAACCCUUACCAUCCGGUUUGAUCGAAGAAUAUUUACCAAACCUAAACACAUUAAGCUUGCUGAUUUCUUGUCAAAAUUAUAAGGAUACAGCAUCAAAUUCAAGUGACAAGUUGGAAUCAGCAGGUCUGACUAAAGCCAUUAGAACCGAUAGUUUUCCAAGUCAAAUCAAAGUUUUGAUUUUAGCUCAAGACUUGUUAGAAUAUCAUCAUCGUAUCUUGUCAAGCGAAGAUUAUGACGUGAUCGGCGGAACUUCGUUAAACAUCACGCAUCAAUUGAUACUGGAUGAACAAAGUUCGUUUCCUAAAUCAUUGAAGCGAUUUGACGUUUCCCGAUGUUCUUUUGUGGAUGAUGUGUUUGCUUUACCUUCGACCCUUACACACCUUACCGUUAGCUACCCUUCCCUACCAAUAAAUUACGAGAACCUUAAAUUACCGUCCACGUUAGAAUAUCUCAAAAUUUCCGGUUUCGUAUAUCAUCUCGCAUAUGAUUGCGAAUCUCAAUAUACCUAUCAAUUGUACGGUGACCGAUGGAUUCAAAUCCUACCGGAUUCUGCAGCUUCAUUGCACACUCUUAUACUUCACUUAUAUACCGAUAGUCCAGAGAACCUGUUCUCGAUCAUCAGCGAUCGGUACGCAAGGAGUUUACGCCACCUGGACUGUUGUAUCUUCCUGUCUUGUUUCGCUGGUUUGGAAGAUUCGUGCACGUGUGAGGUUGAGACUUGCUCCCUUGGGGAAUGUCAUCGGCGCACCAUGAUUCGUUCUCUGACGAAUCUCCGCGAAUUAAAACUUCAUAAUGAAGUUGAGGAUCAAGAUAUCGAACAAUUACCAGUUUCCCUAAAGGAACUUUGGUUACAUCCGGGUUAUAAGCAACGCGUGAGCGCGUCAUCAUUGCGUCUCACUGAUAAAAAGGGGAUCACGAUUGAAGAAUUACCCAGUGGGUUAUUUGGGUGCGCCGAAGCUAGAAAGACAUGUCAUUGCAUUAUGUUUAAACCAGGUAAAGGGUCAUUGUAA